Molecule: messenger RNA, 1631 nt
Organism: Plectropomus leopardus (leopard coralgrouper)
Lineage: Eukaryota; Metazoa; Chordata; Actinopteri; Perciformes; Serranidae
Product: keratin, type II cytoskeletal 8-like
Biological process (GO): intermediate filament organization; keratinization
Cellular component (GO): keratin filament
Molecular function (GO): structural constituent of skin epidermis
Source: RefSeq, a predicted model, not a curated record
AUGUGGCAUGUGUCAGACUGGUUUACCUACGUUGGGGAGCCACAUAACUUCACUAUCGCGCCACACCCAAACAUGCCUAUAAAGAAGAACCCAAAAGAUAAGAGAGAUGCACAACAGAGCUCAACCGCCACACGACCCUCUCCAUCCUCUCCAGCUGAGAGAUCUCCAUAUACCACCAUGAGUCUGAGGAACACCCGCCGAACAGGACUACACAUGUCUUCUGGGGGCUUCAGCAGCAAGUCCAUGGGGACCUACUCCAUCCCCAAGAUCAGUCAGAGGUUUAGUCAGGCGUCCUCGAUUACACCAGUGACCGUCAAUCAGAGCCUGCUGGCCCCAUUGAAGAUAGACAUUGACCCCAACGUCCAAAUAGUUCGCACCCAGGAAAAAGAGCAGAUCAAGACACUCAACAACCGUUUUGCUUCCUUCAUUGAUCAGGUAAGACACCUGGAGCAGCAGAACAAAAUGCUGGAGACCAAGUGGCAGCUGCUGCAGGGACAGACUGCCACCUCCUCUAACGUUGAACUCAUGCUGAAGUCGUACAUCACCACCCUGCAAAGGCAGCUGGAGUUUCUGAACAACAACAAACAAGGACUUGAAGUGGAGAACAACGCCGUUCACAAAAAUGUGGACGACUUCAAGACAAAGUAUGAGACAGAGAUCGUCAAAAGGAAUGAUGCAGAGAAUGAAUUUGUGCUGCUCAAAAAGGAUGUGGAUGCAGGCUAUUUGUCCAAGGUGGAGCUAGAAGACAAGGUGUUGCUCAUCAGGGAUGAAUAUAACUUCCUCAAGGCUCUGUAUGACCAGGAGAUCUGUGAGCUGCAGGAGAGCCUGAAGGAGACCUCUGUAAUAGUGCAGAUGGACAACUCCCGUGCCCUGAACAUGGAUCAGAUCGUGGCUGAGGUUCGGACUCAGUAUGAGGAAAUUGCUGCCCGCAGCCGUGAAGAAGCUGAAAACUGGAACAAGAAAAAAAUUGACCAAAUAACUUCUGAGGCCGACCAGUAUGCCAAUGAGCUGCGUUACACAAAGGCGGAAAUAUCUGAGCUCAACCGGAUGAUCAGCCGCCUGCAAAACGAGAUCCAGGCUGCAAAGGGACAGCGUACUAACCUGGAGGGUCAGAUAACCGAGGCGGAGCUUCGUGGGGAUGCGGCUGUGAAAGAUGCCAAUGCUCGCAUCAAGGACUUGGAACUGGCUCUGCAGAGGGCCAAGCAGGACAUGGCUCUUCAACUCAGAGAGUACCAGGAGCUCAUGAACGUCAAGCUGGCCUUGGACAUUGAGAUCUCCACCUACAGGAAACUGCUGGAGGGGGAGGAGGAGAGACUUGGACAGGACUCUGUUGUCAGCAUCCAAACAGUGCCCACCAAAACUGUCCAGGUUAAAGUCGGACGUCCACGAAGGCCAAGUGCAGUCCUCAUCAAGACAGUGGAGACCUAUGAUGCAACAUACAGCUAAAGCAGAAAACACACUGCAGCAUGUUAGUCUGCUGGAACACUGUAUUCAUUUAACCUUUAUAUUAAUCUCUUUGUAACCUACAAUAAGCCAACUGCACCAGUGAGCUGAACUGGUGCAGUUUAUUAUUCUUUUAUUUGUCUCCUCCUGUUGGAUUAAUUUCCUGUGUUUGUAAUAAAGAUAUACUC